This is a messenger RNA of Malania oleifera, 2821 nucleotides long. RefSeq names its product G-type lectin S-receptor-like serine/threonine-protein kinase At4g27290. The record is from RefSeq and is a predicted model, not a curated record. Gene Ontology annotation, molecular function: protein serine/threonine kinase activity; ATP binding. The transcript has 8 exons. The coding region runs from base 198 to 2735 and encodes 845 amino acids. Gene Ontology annotation, biological process: protein phosphorylation; recognition of pollen. Lineage: Eukaryota; Viridiplantae; Streptophyta; Magnoliopsida; Santalales; Ximeniaceae.
AAAGUCCCAAAGAGCACAGAAAAGUAAGAGGGAAAACUUGGAAACUACUACUGAGGUCUUAACUUCUCUCUUCCCCUAUGCAUUUCCUGUUUCCCGUCAAAUAUUGCUCCAGUCACCACAAAUUGAUGAGAAGCGUGUUAUUUUGAAAUCAAUGAAGGGCACCACAAAUUGAUGAGAGGCGUGCCAUUUUGAAAUCAAUGAAGGGUUUCACUCCCUAUGCUUUCCUUCUCUGUUCAAUCUUGCUCUACCUCUGCCUUCUCUCUGCCGCAGCAGACACCUUAACUCCAACUCAAUCCCUUACGGACACCGGCGACAUCAUAGUGUCCGCCGGCGGAGACUUUGAGCUGGGAUUUUUCAGUCCGGGUAACUCCAACAACCGAUACUUGGGAAUAUGGUACAAAGAAGUUGCUCCUUUAACAGCAGUGUGGGUUGCGAACAGAGAAACUCCCCUGUUUGAUUCAUCUGGUGUGCUAAACAUCACCAAAGAUGGAAAUCUCGUCCUUGCCGAUAGAACCCAUCAAAUAGUUUGGUCUUCCAAUUCAUCAGUGUCCAGAAACGACUCAAUUGCGCAGCUUUUGGACACCGGAAACUUUGUCGUUAGAGCAGCAAACGAUGAGAACCCAGCAAAAUUCCUGUGGCAGAGCUUUGACCAUCCGUGUGACACAUUGCUCCCAGACAUGAAGCUCGGAAGAGACGCAACCAGCGUCCCGGAGAGGUACCUAUCGUCCUGGAAAAGCGCCGACGAUCCUUCUAGAGGCGACUAUACGGUCCGGAUCGAUGCUCAUCGAUACGCACAGCUGGUUCUGAGCAAAGGGUCGACGCCAUUAGGCCUUUCUGGUCCAUGGAAUGGCAUAGGGUUUAGCGGGACACCUGGAUUCAGGAAAAACCCCUUCUUUAAAUUUCAUUUUGAGAUUAGCCAUCGGGAGAUGUACUACAGCUACGAAUACUUUAACAAGUCCCUCAUUGGCAGGCUUGUGUUGAAUCAAACUGGGGCGAUGCAGCGGUGGUUGUGGUUUGGGCGCAACCAGGGUUGGAAUCUGUACUUGACCAUAGCAGCGGACAAUUGUUUCCAAUAUGCACUCUGCGGCCCAUUUAGCAGCUGCAAUGGGAAUAAAUUACCAGUAUGUGGGUGUUUGGAGGGAUUUGAGCCAAAAGACCCAAGUGCUUGGGCAAGAGCAGAUUGGAAGCUUGGGUGUGCCAGAAAGACAGCACUGGGUUGCAAUAGUGGGGAUGGGUUUCAGAAAUACUCGGGGGCGAAGUUGCCAGACACAUUACACUCUUGGCACAACGCCAACAUGAGCUUGGAGGAGUGCAGGGUGGAGUGCUUGAAGAAUUGCUCUUGCACGGCUUAUGCGAAUUCGGAUGUGACGGAGGGGGGAAGCGGGUGCUUGAUCUGGUUUGAUGAGUUGCUUGAUAUCAGAGAUAGCAUUGACAAUGGGCAGGAUGUGUAUAUAAGGAUGGCUGCUUCGGACCUAGAUCAGAAUAAAAAUGUCAAACAAAAUAAUGAGUCCAACACAAACAAACGAGCAAAGAUCAUAGCUAGUGCUAUGGCUGCCACAGGGGCACUACUUGUAGGCCUACUUCUGGUAUUGUAUAUGUGGAGGAAGAAGCAACACCGACAGCAACGCCAGCAACAACAGAAAGAUGGAAAUUUAGUACGCAGUUCAGAAAUAGGUUACAAAACCCAAAAGGUAGAUCUGGAGUUACCAGUAUUCGACCUGGCUACAAUAUCGAAUGCAACUGAUAACUUUUGUUUCCAAAAUAAGCUUGGUGAAGGCGGAUUUGGACCUGUUUACAAGGGUGUUCUAAACGAUGGACAAGAAAUUGCUGUAAAGAGGCUCUCUAAGAGUUCUAAUCAAGGACUGGAUGAGUUCAAGAAUGAAGUAAUUCACAUUGCCAAACUUCAGCACCGGAAUCUUGUUAGACUUUUGGGGUGCUGCAUUCAAGGAGAUGAAAAGAUGCUGGUCUAUGAAUACAUGCCAAACAAGAGCCUUGACUCCUUUAUUUUUGCAAAUCAACAAAAAGAACAAAUGGAAAGUUAUCAUACAAGAAGUACGAUGCUAGAUUGGCACGAACGCUUCCACAUUAUCAAUGGUAUUGCACGGGGGCUUCUUUAUCUUCAUCAAGACUCCAGACUAAGGAUAAUUCACAGAGAUCUCAAAGCCGGCAAUAUUUUAUUAGACAAUGAGAUGAACCCAAAAAUUUCCGACUUUGGGAUGGCUAGAAGUUUUAGAGAAAAUGAAACUGAAGCAAAUACGAAGAGAGUCGUCGGGACAUACGGUUACAUGUCUCCUGAGUACGCAGUUGAUGGUCUCUAUUCAACAAAAUCUGAUGUCUUUAGCUUUGGGGUUUUAGUUCUGGAGAUAGUUAGUGGAAAAAGAAACAGAGGAUUCAGUUAUCCAGACCACCAACUUAACCUUCUGGGGCAUGCAUGGAAUUUAUAUAUGGAAAGCAGGCCUGUGGAAUUGAUUGACGCAUCACUGAAGCACUCGUGCAAUCCAUCUGAAGUGUUGCGGUCAAUCCAUCUAGGUUUGUUGUGUGUGCAACAUCAUCUAGAAGAUAGGCCAAGCAUGUCAUCUGUUGUACUGUUUUUGGGUAGUGAUGGCGUGUUAUCUCCACCCAAGCAACCUGGUUUUUAUAUGGAAAGGGAUCUGCAUGGAGUAGAUCCUUCCUCGAGCAGUCAAGAACCACCUUCAGCGAACAAGAUGACCGUUACAUUGCUACAGCCUAGGUAGCAAACUAUUCAGGUGUUGAUAUUUUGUAUGUCAGUCUUGUGAAUUUAUUAAAGCAUUAAAGAAGGUUAUGUUGAUUUUGCUUAGCA